Molecule: messenger RNA, 1713 nt
Organism: Aspergillus pseudotamarii
Lineage: Eukaryota; Fungi; Ascomycota; Eurotiomycetes; Eurotiales; Aspergillaceae
Product: tyrosyl-DNA phosphodiesterase 1
Exons: 4
Coding region: 1-1713 (570 amino acids)
Biological process (GO): double-strand break repair; single strand break repair
Cellular component (GO): nucleus
Molecular function (GO): double-stranded DNA binding; 3'-tyrosyl-DNA phosphodiesterase activity; single-stranded DNA binding
Source: RefSeq, a predicted model, not a curated record
AUGGCUAGCGAACAUCCCGCAAAGCGCAUAAAAUUAUCCUCCAGUGCCCCAGCAGAAACCAACCAGAACCACCCUGAAUCCACAGAGGAAAGUUCCCACAUCCAAGGGUUGGAAUCACUCCGCCGAUCCAUUACACCCCCAUCUCCAUCAUCCCGAUCUCAAAGGAGAUCCCAAUCCCAAUCUGCCCCACCUCAACCUGCCAAAGAUGCAGAAGAAAAAGAAGAAUGUGAAAGCACCCAGACACCGCGGGUGAUACCCUCCCCUUUCCAACUCACCCACAUCCGCGAUCUAGCCGCGUCCUCAGGGAAUAAUGUGGAUACGGUUCGAUUACGCGAUAUUCUUGGGGAUCCGAUGAUCCGUGAGUGCUGGCAGUUUAAUUAUCUGCAUGAUGUAGAUUUUAUCAUGAGUCAGUUUGAUGAAGAUGUAAGGCGUUUGGUGAAGGUGAAGGUUGUGCAUGGGUCUUGGAAGAGGGAUGCGCCUAAUCGGGUGCGGAUUGAUGAAGCGUGUUCUCGGUAUCCGAAUGUGGAAGCUAUUGUUGCUUAUAUGCCGGAAGCUUUUGGGACGCACCAUUCUAAGAUGAUGAUUCUGCUUAGACAUGAUGAUCUUGCGCAGGUUGUUAUUCAUACUGCUAAUAUGAUCCCCGGUGACUGGGCCAAUAUGUGCCAGGCGGUCUGGAGAUCUCCUCUUCUGCCCCUGCAAAGGACAGAUGAUCGGGGAGAAGACCUAACCUUAGGCAGUGGUGCACGGUUUAAAAGAGACCUACUGGCAUACCUGAAUGAGUAUGGGCCUAAAAAGACAGGUCCGUUGGUCGAACAACUUAGGAAGUACGAUUUUGGAGCUAUUCGUGCCGCUCUGGUGGCUAGUGUGCCUUCGAAGCAGAAGAUCAACGAUCUCGACUCGCAGAAGAAAACACUAUGGGGUUGGCCGGCGUUGAAGGAUAUCAUGCGCCACAUCCCUCCAGCUCAGGAGAGCAGUAAGGCUACUACACCACAUAUUGUUACUCAGAUAUCCUCCGUUGCUACGCUUGGCCAGACUGAUAAGUGGCUGAAAGAUGUCCUAUUUGCAUCCCUUUCGCCAAAAUCGACAUCUACUCGGCAACCCAAAUACUCUAUCAUUUUCCCUACGGCCGAUGAAAUCCGCCGGUCCCUGAACGGCUACGGCUCCGGUGGAUCAAUCCACAUGAAACUCCAAAGCCCAGCGCAGCAAAAGCAACUGCAGUACAUGCGGCCAUACCUUCGACAUUGGGCGGGCGACCAUGAUACGGCAGAGCCGAGUCAUACAUUCAAGCAAGACGCAGGCCGUCGUCGAGCCGCACCACAUAUCAAAACAUAUGUCCGUUUCUCGGAUGCAGAGAAAAUGGACACCAUCGACUGGGCAAUGGUCACAUCAGCAAACCUCUCCACACAGGCAUGGGGAGCAGUCGUCAACGCUUCAGGGGAGGUGAGGAUCUGUAGCUGGGAAAUAGGAGUCAUCGUAUGGCCUCAACUAUACGUCAAGGACACCGAGUCAGCCACCAUGGUCCCCAGUUUCAAAAGAGAUACUCCCGAAUCCCUCGAAAACAAAGACAACGAAACAACAACAGACACAGUAAUCGGCCUGCGUAUGCCCUACGGCCUCCCCCUAACACCCUACACAGCCCACGACACGCCCUGGUGUGCAACAGCGCAACACCUCGAGCCAGACUGGCUCGGCCAAACAUGGACCCUCGACUAG